Patiria miniata (bat star) is the source of this 1656-nucleotide messenger RNA. Its product is annotated as somatostatin receptor type 2-like. Bases 461 to 1513 code for a protein of 350 amino acids. The transcript has a single exon. Gene Ontology annotation, cellular component: membrane; neuron projection. The record is from RefSeq and is a predicted model, not a curated record. Gene Ontology annotation, molecular function: G protein-coupled receptor activity; neuropeptide binding. Gene Ontology annotation, biological process: neuropeptide signaling pathway. NCBI's taxonomy places the organism in Eukaryota, Metazoa, Echinodermata, Asteroidea, Valvatida, Asterinidae.
CAGCCGCUCUUAACACUCGGGAAGCACAUCAUCCAGACUCGGUCCUGCGCAAAAGCAGACGCGAACUGAGCCGCUGUGUCGUCACCGCUUCGUCUACAACCGAGCUCCAACGAGGUAAGCGCCCAGUGUCACAUAAAAAACGACUGGAUCGGAGGCCACGACACAGUUUUCAUCGGUACUGAAAUUUGGCGGGCUGUUGUUCGCGCUGAAACAAAGAUGACAUUUUAGAGGCUGUAUGUUUAAACCACGUGUGUGACCACCAUCUGUUUCAAUGCAUCGCUGAUCAUUUUAAUAAGUGGGUAUUAAUCGCCCCAAUAACUGAAAUUAGGGUAAUUUAUCAAGGGUAAGUAGAGCAUGGUACCGUGUAAGCCAUUUCACUCUGAGAUUGCUCCCCGCUGAAGAUUAUUGGAGAUCGUUUGCGUUGGAUAUCUCUGCAGCAGACUAUCAAGCAGUGGCCAUCAUGUCGGUUGGUAAUGCUACCGAGGAACCCUACGAGGACAUGUCCGAUCACGACUGGAUCUAUACCGCCACCGGUUCUUUCUCGUAUGUUGUCUGUGUGAUCGGUCUUCUGGCCAAUACUUGGGUGAUAUGGGUCUUGCUGAGGCGCCUUGGUCUGAAGACUGCUGGUAACAUGUACAUCUUGAACCUGGCCAUCGCUGAUGACUUGUUCCUGGCAGGGCUGGUGCUCCAGGCUGCCUACCAGAUCAAGAACGUCUGGCCGUUUGGUGAGUUCCUCUGCCGGGCCUACUUUGCGUUUGACGGUCUGAACAUGUACGCCAGUGCCUUCUUUGUUACAGCGCUGAGCAUCGAGAGGUACAUGGCAGUCAGCCGGUCCAGCCGGGCAAGGCUACACCGCAAGAGACGCCAAGCAGCUGCCGUGAGCGUGGUCAUCUGGAUGGCUUCCAUCGUAGCAGCCGUGCCGACGCUCCUAGCCACCACGUACCAAGCCAGCUCGUACCAAAGCGUCCCGAACGGAACAGACCACCUCUGCCUCAUGGACUUCACCUCCUUCGGCCACCCAGGCCUGGCCUUUUGGAGCCAGGCCUUCAUCACGUACAACUUUGUGCUGGGACUCUGCGUGCCGUUGACUGUGACCUGCUUCUGCUACGGCAGACUCAUCAUUCAGAUGCGGGAGGUCUCCAUGCGAAGCGAGGCAGGUGCUGACGUCAAGCGUGUCACACGCAUCGUGACGGGCGUGGUGGUAGUCUUCUUUAUCUGCUGGGCGCCCUUCUACCUCUGCCGCAUGAUACUCGUCUACAACCAGGACCUGAUCAGGUGGGCAGGCAGGCCCUUCCUCUUCGAACUCAGCCUGGUCUUCACGUACAUCAACAGCUGCGUGAACCCCUUCAUUUACGCGCUCAUCAGCGUCAAGUUCCGGGAGAACUUGCCGUGCGUGGCCCUGCGUGGCCGAGGCUAUAAGAGCGGGAAACGAACCAUGGUUUGCGACCGGAACUCCACCGCUUUGACUGAUAUCCAGCAUAACACGGUCAUCACAAACAAUGACUCCAGUUAGAGGAUCAGCUAUGGUGUAAGCGAAUGCCUGGCAAGGCUGAUCGGUGUUGAAUUGGAUUUAAUCAAUUUAUACAGUAAUCAUUAACAGCACAGAGAGUCAGCUAGGAUCAUCAUUUUGAUGUUGUCCGUCAAGUAAAUCACAAG